AUAGGGGACACAUAGCAACAAGCGGACCUCCCACUCUAACAGUAACUCUCCCAAGGUCCACUUCCCUAGAGAAGGGACCCAGAGGAGAGGUUUCCAAAUCAUGCUUCCAGUCUGAGGGUCAUUGUUUUUUUUUUCAGAAUCAACCUCCCCCUUUGACUUUUUCUUUCCCAUGAUCUAAAAAAAAAGAGAAAGAGAAACAAAUCAUGGAGAAGGAGACGGUACACAGGCGACACUGGCUUAUCCCUGGGGUUCCACCUACUGCCAUGGCCCCUGGGCUUCACAAAGUGGUCACUGAAGCAUCUGAACUUCAGAGGAGCAAGAGUAUUGGGGGAUAUCCCCCCACGGGAGAACCUGUGGCUCCCAUUGAGAAACUGCUGCAGGAAUUCGAAGGUGAAGAUUUGGAGAAAGAGUCAAAAGGUGAAGCUGAGAAUAUUAGCUGCCAGAUGAUUCUAGAGGAUGACAAGGAGGACCAGGAUAAGGGUGACCUAAAAAGAGUGGACCAAGACAAAGACAAAGAAAAAGAAAAAGAGAAAGAAAAAGAAAAGGUGGAGCAAGAAUGUGAAAAGAAGGAGAAAGAGGAGCAAAUUAAGACAGGCCAGGAUGAAGCGAAGAGAGACAUAAAGAGAGAAAACUAUGUUCUUGAACUAAAUACUACACUCGCCCUGGAAAAGAAACUAGAAUCAUUAAAACUGCAUCACCUUGUCCUGGAGACUGAGAUGGAUCUUUCCAAACCACCUGUUGCCUUUGUAGAGAUUGAUUUGGAAGAACGCACUGAGGAGAAAAUUGAAAGUGCUUUGACAGAAGAGAAAUCAUCCAAGGCCAAAGCAGGAGAUACAUCUGAAGAUGAAUCAAAGACCAUGUGGAUAUGCUGUUUUCCACUCUCAUCUAAGAAGAAGUCAAAAGAAAAAGCAUAGUAACUGCAUUAGAAGGAAAAGAAGAGAAAAUGAGUUCAACUUUAGCUUCCUUUCCUGCUCAUCUCCAGCAACAGGAAUUCCUCAUAUUAUAUCAACUCAUUAUAUGAAAUUGUUAUACAGAAUUUUGAAUGUAUAGAAAUGACAAAGUAGGGGAAUAAUUGAUUGUGUGUAAUUUGAAGAGUCAAGUUUGAGGUAUUUCCAGUCUACCGCAUCAUGCAUUAGGUAAUAGAACCUCUUGGUAAAACAAAAUUUGGGAGCCCAGCUGUAAUAGAUUCUUGUCUCACUUGAGAGGACAAAACCUCCGUGAACUAAGGGAAAAUUGAAGUUUAGAUGCAGUUCCCAUGAGGCUGAAUGGUAGGGAAGUGAUGGAAUAGGGGAAAUUCUCAAGUAGGCGAAGUGCUGUCAAACACUCCCAAGAGGCACAAAAUUGUUAUUGGGUGGCACAUCUCCAUCUCACCUUCCCUAAAGUUUUAAUUCAUUAUAUUCGAAGAAUCUUUGCUUGUGGGAACAGAUUUCAGAGUUUACAAAAGGAGCCAUUGGAAAUCUAGGAUUUGCUUCACAGUCAGUUUGGCUGCAACAUAUCUGUUCUGUGAUAC
Trichosurus vulpecula (common brushtail) is the source of this 1510-nucleotide messenger RNA. RefSeq names its product chromosome 4 C13orf46 homolog (gene C4H13orf46). Bases 204 to 914 code for a protein of 236 amino acids. The transcript has 8 exons. Lineage: Eukaryota; Metazoa; Chordata; Mammalia; Diprotodontia; Phalangeridae. The record is from RefSeq and is a predicted model, not a curated record.